This is a messenger RNA of Paramuricea clavata, 2373 nucleotides long. The record is from the annotation of a GenBank genome assembly. Lineage: Eukaryota; Metazoa; Cnidaria; Anthozoa; Malacalcyonacea; Plexauridae.
AAUGAACAACAACAAACUCAACUGGCCACACAAGCGGCUCAGGUAGACACAGGAAGAACGCAAAUAAAUGAGCUUCGCCAGACCGUAAGUUUUGUUUUGUUGUUAGUCACCCCCUAUAACUGCAAUGUAGCUGCAAUAGAUGGCCAAUAUAGCAGAAUGAAACUAUACUGCGGCUUAUUGUGGAAUACUACCUACACCGAACCACAACGUUUGAUAUAUCUUUUUCAGGUAUAGUUCAGACACAAACCACGACAGCUUUUUGUGGAAUACUACCUACACUGGACCACAAAUUUUACCUUGAGAUAUCUUUUCAGGUAGUUCAGACAGAAACCACGGCAGCUUAUUGUAGAAUACUACCUACACUGGACCACCACGUUCGUGAGUUGUCUUUUUCAGGUAGUUCAGACACAAACGACGGCAACUUUUUGUAGGAUACUACCUACACUGGACCACAACGUUUGAGAUAUCUUUUUCAGGUAGUUGCAAAGUAGUGGCAGGUAGUUUUCGAAUCUGUAGAUACAGUUGUCUGCAUGUAGUAUAAAUAAAUUUAUAAAUCAAGUUCAGACGUUACAAAGUUUGUUGAACAAUUUCUGCAUCGCAUAAAUAAAGUUAGUUUAGUUUUGUUGCUCACAGAAAGCAAAACAAUUACUAUAAUAUACUUAUUGCUAUACCAACUAACUUGUGCACAUUCUUCUUUUUUGUUAUAUGCGCUUAGAAUGAACAACAACAAACUCAACUGGCCACACAAGCGGCUCAGGUAGACACAGGAAGAACGCAAAUAAAUGAGCUUCGCCAGACCGUAAGUUUUGUUUUGUUGUUAGUCACCCCCUAUAACUGCAAUGUAGCUGCAAUAGAUGGCCAAUAUAGCAGAAUGAAACUAUACUGCGGCUUAUUGUGGAAUACUACCUACACCGAACCACAACGUUUGAUAUAUCUUUUUCAGGUAUAGUUCAGACACAAACCACGACAGCUUUUUGUGGAAUACUACCUACACUGGACCACAAAUUUUACCUUGAGAUAUCUUUUCAGGUAGUUCAGACAGAAACCACGGCAGCUUAUUGUGGAAUACUACCUACACUGGACCACCACGUUCGUGAGUUGUCUUUUUCAGGUAGUUCAGACACAAACGACGGCAACUUUUUGUAGGAUACUACCUACACUGGACCACAACGUUUGAGAUAUCUUUUUCAGGUAGUUGCAAAGUAGUGGCAGGUAGUUUUCGAAUCUGUAGAUAGACUUCUCAAUAGUAUAAAUAAAUUUAUAAAUAAAGUUCAGACGUUACGAAGUUUGUUGAACAAUUUUUGCAUCAUAUAAAUAAGAGUUAUAGUUUAGUUUUGGUUUCUCACAGAAACCAAGACAAAUACUAUAAUAUACUUAUUGCUACACAAACUAACUUGUACACAUUCUUCUUUUCUGUUAUAUGCACUUAGAACGAACAACAACAAGCUCAACUGGCUACACAAUCGGCUCAGCUAGACACAGGAACAACGCAAAUAAAUGAGUUUCGCCAGACCGUAAGUUUUGUUUUGUUGUUAGUCACCCCCUAUAACUGCAAUGUAGCUGCAAUAGAUGGCCAAUGUAGCAGAAUGAAACUACGGUGGCUUAUUGUAGAAUACUACCUACACUGAACCACAACGUUUGAGAUAUCUUUUUCAGGUAGUUCAGACACAAACCACGGCAGCUUAUUGUAGAAUACUACCUACACUGGACCACCACGUUUUAAAUAGUGAAAUAAGUCGCUGAAAAGUAAAAAAUACAAAACUCCCCGUCGUGGACAAAUAACUUCAUUAUUGUUGAUAUAGUAAUUCAUUUUACUGGAGAAAAUUCAUGAAGUCAUAACACAGAGCUAAUUAAGUCAGCUGACUACAGUAUUGUAAUUCAUGCCCCAUGAUAGAGUUUUCUUCAGUAAUAACACUAAUCCAAUAAAGGGAUUGUUUUUACUCGACUUGUAGGAAAAAUAGUGUAGAACUAAUUUGUCGAUUCGCAAAGUAGUUGGCAACAUUUUUUCACCUGAAUUUUAACCAACUGAAGGUAAUCCUUGCCUGCCUACACUUCACUUUAAUAUUAUAAGCAGUCUCUGUUGAAAAUGUAAAGUAGUGGCAAGUAGUUUUCGAAUCGGUAUAUAGAGUUAUCUAGUAUAAAUAAUUUUUUAAAUAACGUUCAGACGUUUUCUGAAUACAAAGUUUGAUGUGCAUCACAUAAAUAAAGUUAGUUUAGCUCUGGUUGCUAACAGAAAGCAAAACAAUGAAAAUACUUAUCGCUAUACAAACUAACUUGUACACAUUCUUCUUUUCUGUUAUAUGCACUUAGAACGAACAACAACAAGCUCAACUGGACACACAACACGUUUUACAUAAUGAGCUUCGCCAGAUC